This is a messenger RNA of Syngnathus acus (greater pipefish), 3873 nucleotides long. RefSeq names its product ubiquitin specific peptidase 48 (gene usp48). The record is from RefSeq and is a predicted model, not a curated record. Bases 209 to 3361 code for a protein of 1050 amino acids. Gene Ontology annotation, cellular component: cytosol; nucleus. The transcript is spliced from 28 exons. Gene Ontology annotation, biological process: protein deubiquitination. Gene Ontology annotation, molecular function: cysteine-type deubiquitinase activity; cysteine-type endopeptidase activity; protein binding. NCBI's taxonomy places the organism in Eukaryota, Metazoa, Chordata, Actinopteri, Syngnathiformes, Syngnathidae.
GACGACGACGAAGAAGAAGAACUGUAGCAGCAGCAGCAGCAGUAGCAGCAGCAGCUUCCUCUUCCAGGGCUGUUACUACGUCAUUUAUUGACGCCGUGUACAAUUUUAGCUAGCUCAGUGACCAUCUCUACGAACACAAGGACGCUAAAUCUGAAAUAAAAUUCAAUAAAAUGUAAAGUGACACGAACCAAUUGGUGACGCAAGGACUAUGGCACCACGCUUACAGUUGGAGAAAGCGGCUUGGCGUUGGGUGACAUCGGUAAAACCUGAAGAUAUCAGUCAAGAGCAUAUCGAGCUGGCGUACCGCGUCAGUCUUCCUGUCUGCAAGAGAGGAACCUGCAGGAGAAACUGCAAAGGAAACCCCAACUGUCUUGUUGGCAUUGGUGAACAGACGUGGCUUGGGGAGAUUGAUGAAAACGCAUUCCACAAUAUCGAUGACCCAAAUUCAGAACGUAGAGAUAAGAAUACGUUUGUUGGUUUGACCAACCUGGGAGCCACGUGUUACGUCAACACCUUCCUGCAAGUGUGGUUCCACAACCUUGAGUUACGAAAAAGCCUCUAUCAGUGCUACAAUUCCCGUGCACAGGAGCACAACAUAGAGUCAGAUUAUGAGCCUCAGUCCAUUUGUGAGCAUCUACAGUAUUUGUUUGCACUACUACAGAACAGCAACAGAAAAUACAUUGAUCCUUCGGGGCUGGUUAAAGCUCUUGGCCUAGACACUGGGCAGCAGCAAGAUGCCCAAGAGUUUUCAAAGCUCUUCUUGUCAUUGUUGGAGGACACGUUGUCCAAGCAGAAGAACCCCACCUUGCAAAAUGUCAUUCAGCAGCAAUUCUGUGGACAGUUCUCUUAUUUAACUGUCUGUGACCAAUGUGGACGAUCGUCUGCGCUGCCCUCCCGAUUCUACGAACUGGAAUUGAACAUUCAAGGCCACAAGAAUCUUACAGAAUGUGUUACAGAGUUUCUGAAGGAUGAGAAACUAGAUGGAGACAACCGCUACUUUUGUGAAACCUGUCAAAGUAAACAGAGCGCGACCCGGCGGAUCAGACUGCACAGUCUCCCGCCCACCCUCAACCUGCAACUCAUGCGCUUUGUCUUUGACAGACAAACCGGCCACAAGAAGAAACUCAACACCUACAUCAGUUUCCCCGAGCAACUCGACAUGGCGCCUUUUUUUGAAGUUACAAAAGAUCAGAAGUGUGUGUAUGAACUGAGCGCAGUGCUGAUCCAUCGUGGCAUCAGUGCCUACUCGGGACAUUAUAUCGCUCAUGUGAAAGAUGCUCGUACCAGUGACUGGUACAAAUUCAAUGAUGAAGAAAUUGAAAGGAUGGAAGGCAAGAAGCUGCAAUUGGGUACGGAAGAUGAUAUCGCUGAAACGGUAAAGUCUCAGACACGAAAACCCAAGUGCAGUAAAGGCUACCACUGCUCCCGAAAUGCCUACAUGUUGGUGUACAAGAUCCAGGAAGAGGAGCCCGUAGAUCCCUCCACGACUGUAGUUGAAGUUCCCGAGUUCCUUCAGAGGCUAGUGGACCAAGACAACCACAAAUUUGAAGAGUGGUGCAGUGAAAUGUCAGACAUGAGGAAACAGAGUGUGGAUAAGGGCAAAGCCAAGCACGAAGAAGUCAGGGAGCUGUACGAGCUGUUACCCGCUCCGGACGGAGAGCCUUACGAGUUUAUACCUCUGGAUUGGUUGAAGAAGUGGUUGGAUGACUCGACUGCCACCAAGAAAAUUGACAACUCGCAUUUCCUGUGUUCUCACGGCAAACUGCAUCCAGACAAAGUGGGAGACGCCAAGAGAGUUUCUCAGACAGCCGGGCGGGUCCUGUACGAACGCUACGGCGGGGGGCCGAGGCUGGACGGCUCUACUCUGUGCCGAGAGUGUGUGCAACAGCGAUGCAGGGUGCUGCGUCUGAAGAAUCAACUCAAUGAGGACUACAAGGAAGUGUCCAAUCUGGUCAAACGUACAAUCAGCGGAGAAGGUUUCUGGGUGGGCAAAGCCUCCCUGCGCAGUUGGAGGCAGUUGGCUCUGGAGCAACUGGAGAAGGAUGAACAUGAAAGCCAACCAAGCAAUGGUCAGAGCAAUGGCAAUGGACCACAUGGCAACAACAGCCACGAUUGCAGCCCUGACGUCUCCGAGGGCAACGAGGAGGAGAUGAAGACAUUUAAUGACGACAUUGUCUGCAGUCACGGAGGUCUGGGUAUUGUGGACACUGAACGCAAGCUUGUAUCUUCUGAAGUUUGGACCAAGCUUCGAGCAUACUUCCCCAAAGCCCUUGAAUAUACCCAAGACCAAAGUCCCUGUCCGCAGUGUCUGACACUGGAGCAGGAAGAAAAGGACAACGAAGCUGUGAGUAAAAUGAUGGCUCUGGACCAGAAGAACCAGCUACUCAACCUCUUCCAUGAGAAGAACCGGCCAACGCUCACCAAGUGGCCUCAGGACACAGACAUCCUCUACAUUGUUCCUCUGUUUUUUGUGGACGAGUGGAGAAAAUUUAUCAGGAGACCCACCAAAUCGUCCCCAGUGUCCAGCGUGGGCAACAGCCUCCUGGUAUGUCCGCAUGGAGGCUUCAUGUUCACCUAUGACUCCCUAAUCAACGGCGAUGCACAGCACAUUGCUCUGCUUUGGCCCAGUGAAUGGGAGGUCAUCAGCAAACUCUUCAUGGUGGACCAGCCCAUCUCCAUCCGCUGCUUCAAACAGACGACGCCCUCGGGUCCCACCGCCAAAUAUACCACUCAGCCCGAUCUCUGCUGGGAGUGCCGAGAGGGCUUCCUUUUCCAGCAACAGAAGGACCUCCGAGAGUACACCCAAGCCACAAUUUACAUCCGCAAAAUCGCAGAAGACAAAAGGAUGAUGAAAGAAGCAGUUCCAGAGAUGAACGCCAGCAGCUCCGAGGCGGAGGAGGAGAAGGAGGAGCAACCAAAGGUAGCUGGUGAGAGAGAUCCAGACUUCAGCCAGUCAGAAGAUGGUGCAAAGCGACUUAAACUAAGCGAGAGCAGCAUCCCAGAGGGAGUGGCUUCUCCAGAAAGCAACGCGACUAAACUGGGCGGAAUCAGGAGAAGCACUCGGCACCGGAAACUCCGAGGCGAAAAAGCCCUCAUUGUGUCUGCAAAUCAGACCCUCAAAGAGCUGAAAAUUCAGAUUAUGCAUGCCUUCUCGGUGGCGCCGUUUGACCAAAACCUCUCCAUUGAUGGGAAAAGUCUGACAAAUGACUCAGCCACAUUGGGCAGUUUGGGUAUCAUCCCAGAGUGUGUCAUCUCUCUAAAGGCUGAUGAGCCAAUAGCUGAUUAUGCAGCCCUGGAUGACGUCUAUCAAGCGGGAAUGCCAGAAGAGGGGUUUAAAGGCACUGGGCUUCUUGGUCAUUGAAGACAUUCUGUGCUGUAGCCGUAUUUGACUUGGACAAGAAAGGCCUGAACUUAUCAAGUGUUGUUAAGUGCUUUAAUUCCCCCCCCCCCCCCCCCCCCAAUAGCCAUUGUUAAAUGGUGACAGUGACAAUGCUCAAAGCCUAUUUUCUUCCUACUUAAGUCAUUGUUUCUAGACUCUUGUUGCACUUCUGCUUCAAUGCAGAUUAAGACAGUUAAGUGGAUAUGUGCCCCUUUUGUUUGUUUUUUCUUCAUUUUAAAUUAUGGAAUAAAUGACAGUGUUCUGUUCCAAGGUGUGGAAACUCAUAUUCUCACUUGAGAUGAUCAAGGUGUGUUACAUGAAUGCACAUUAUGUAUGAUUGUUACCUCACCGUAUGUAUAGCAGUUAUUUCCUACAGAAAUGUUAGCAAUGCAAACUCUAUUGGUUGAACGUUUGAAUCUGUAUGCAAACAGUGAUGUGUACUGUUAUUUUCACUGUUUUUUCUUAUUGACAAUAAAGUUAUUUUUCAAAUCAUU